AUGGCUAACCACGUUAUUCAAUUACAAAAACUUUAUCAAUCUUCCACCAAACCAUUAUGGUGGAGAAACCCAAGAUCUGCCUUCUACAUGUAUCCAUUCUGGGCCUUAUUUACUUUUACUGCUGUUGCUCCAUUUUAUUGGGUCGGUAGAAUGUUGGUUGGUAAAAAAGCUGAUCAAUGA
This is a messenger RNA of Saccharomycodes ludwigii, 180 nucleotides long. It is a transcript of the gene COX7, whose product is annotated as cytochrome c oxidase subunit VII. The transcript has a single exon. Lineage: Eukaryota; Fungi; Ascomycota; Saccharomycetes; Saccharomycodales; Saccharomycodaceae. The record is from RefSeq and is a predicted model, not a curated record. The coding region runs from base 1 to 180 and encodes 59 amino acids.